CAAAAGUAGAAAGAGAGGAUGCGGAACCCACUUGUGCUGUUCUCUGAAGAGGCGCGUGUGCGAGUACUUGCGGUGGUGGGACUUGUGGGGAUGGCGACAUCUGUGUACCUGCUGCGGAUGCACUACGCGCCCGAGGUGGCAGCCCAUGGCGUGUGCGAGGUCAACUCGGUGCUGUCGUGUGUGGCGGUGAACACGUCCAAGUACUCGGAGCUGUUCAAGAUACCGGUGGCACUGUUAGGCAUCUUCUGGUUCGCGGUCGUCACUGCCGUCGCUGCGCAUCUAGUCCUGGUCGGCUACGACACUGCCAUCGUCAUCGGCCUCGCAGGCUGGUCGGCCACAGGUGCCGCCACCGUCGUCUACCUCGUGGCUGCAGAGCUGGCCUUGGGCAAGAUCUGCCUCGCCUGUACUCUUGUCCAGUUCCUCUCGCUGGCGGUCAUGGCCCUCGCCCACUCCUUCUACAUCACCGUCGUCCGCCCGCGCCGCUCCCUGCCGGACCUCGUCGAUCUUGUGGCUGAGCUCAAGUGGUGGCUCGUCGUCAUCGUCUGUGUCGGCCUCAUCAUGUUGGUUGCCUGCAAUGCGCCCGCCACUGUCCUGCCUGCUGCCAAGGAGCAUCGUGCCGAGCUGGUCGCAUGCCUCAACGCGCGCGCCGUCGCUGUCUACUGGUACGCCGAGUGCUCGCACUGCGUCCGCCAGCGCGCCCGCUUUGGCCUCGAGUGGAGCAACAUCCAGGCCUCACACGAGUGCACGGCCGAAGCCGAGACGUGCAAGCUCGCCAAGAUCGAAGCAACGCCGACCUGGGUUCGGGGCGACUCUCGCCACCAAGGCAUGAUGGAGCUCGACGAGCUCGCCAAGUGGGCCGGCUGCGCCUGGCCGUCUGCGCCUGCCGUUUAAAGUCAAUGCUACUGCUGCCGA
Messenger RNA from Thecamonas trahens ATCC 50062, 912 nucleotides. RefSeq names its product vitamin K epoxide reductase. The transcript has a single exon. The record is from RefSeq and is a predicted model, not a curated record. The coding region runs from base 19 to 891 and encodes 290 amino acids. NCBI's taxonomy places the organism in Eukaryota, Apusomonadida, Apusomonadidae.